GAGUGUGUGCCAACACGACGCGUGAAGGUUGUACCGUGUUUAUCAGCUGUCUCACAAUGACAUAAUGUAUGUUGCGAAGAGAGUGUGUAUAUUGGAUAUGAUUCAUGUUAUUCAAAUUCGCGAUACCUGCAAAAAACUUAAUUUUAUGAUAAUUUUGGUCGACCAUAUUUUCAGAAUUACGAAUUCAACGAUGAUAUUUUAAAGGUAAAUGUCAGUUCCUGGAUAAACUUUACAUUGGAGAACUUCGUUUUUGGUUUGUUGGAUAUGCAUUGAGAGACAGACAAUUGGUUGAAGAAACUAAACAUCGAACGGUUUAUAGGAAACCUUAUUUUGAUACAACUCAAUCUGUUUGUUGACGGCAAUAAGACGAACAAGAUGCCGAGAAACGGAGACGCUACUUCAUACUACCAACUUAACUCAAAUGUGCCCAUCAAAGCUCCAGAAGGUCCGCUCAGUGACCAAGUUCUGUGGACGAUCGCGACAAACCUCACAAACCGAUGGUACGAGCUCGCCUACGCCCUCAAUCUCCCCGACACCGAGCUCGCCCGCAUCGACCAUCUCUUCCCUCCACAACCCGAGCAUGACCGUCAUUUUAGUGCCCUGAGGGAUUGGCGAUUCAGAUCACUGAAACUCAUACCUCCCCACCAGGCGGCAAUGGAACUGUCCAAUAGUAUGAUGAAGCUUGGACGUAAUGAUUUGAGCAAUUUCGUCUUGUAUAAAUACCAGGAGGCGUUACAAUGUUCUUGAGUUAGUAUAAUCCUAGGCCUUUAUUACUUAAACGAGAAGUUAGUUUAUAAAGAGGAUAAAAUAGAAGACACUUUCACAAAAAGUAACAAAACUUCAAAAAACUGAGAAAUAGUUUAGAUUUUUUUCGGGGAGGUGCUCUUUUAAGGGUCAAUUUUAUUUUCUUUUAGCUUUGUAAUUUGAUCUGAAGCGCCUUGAGCAUCUAAUUAAGCUGGAAAGUCCGUUGUACAAAUUGAAAUUCUAUGUAUCAAAUUGUUAUGAUGAUGAUGACUAUUAUAAUUUUUAUUACAUUCAUUGAUCUUUCAUGCUGACUUGAAUUAUAAUGAAUUAAAGGUGCAAUAUUAAAAUACAUGACAACUGAGGGGAUCCUUAUAUAUUUUCGUGAAUAAUUUUGUCAAUGAUUUUAACCGACAGAUGUUAUAAGCUACUGAAAUUCGUUGCAUUUGAUUGGCUCAGAGCAAAUUAGUCAGUGAAAAUCAAUUGCAAAAUUUAUCAUCACGUUCAUGACAUGCUUUCUUGAAUGUUAAUUUGUAGUAAUUGGUUAUAUGUAUCUGUACCAUGUUUAUGUUUACAUGUUCAUGCUUUCAUAUAAAUGAUUAUUUUAUUAGGAAUAAUA
This is a messenger RNA of Lytechinus pictus (painted urchin), 1360 nucleotides long. RefSeq lists its product as uncharacterized. Lineage: Eukaryota; Metazoa; Echinodermata; Echinoidea; Temnopleuroida; Toxopneustidae. Gene Ontology annotation, molecular function: protein binding. The coding region runs from base 376 to 747 and encodes 123 amino acids. The record is from RefSeq and is a predicted model, not a curated record. The transcript is spliced from 3 exons. Gene Ontology annotation, biological process: signal transduction.